Molecule: messenger RNA, 6038 nt
Organism: Acanthopagrus latus (yellowfin seabream)
Lineage: Eukaryota; Metazoa; Chordata; Actinopteri; Spariformes; Sparidae
Product: G patch domain-containing protein 8
Exons: 5
Coding region: 657-5114 (1485 amino acids)
Cellular component (GO): nucleus
Source: RefSeq, a predicted model, not a curated record
CAGGACCGCUCGGGAGGAAUCUGGCGUCUCCUUCAGCUCCUCGUGCCGCGGGAUUCCAUUAACAAGACGGGUGAAAAAAAAAAAUCAAACAACAAAAGAACAAUCAACAUAGAGAGAGAGAGAGAGCAGAGCAGAGGAGGGGAGAGAGGGGGACAGGAGAAGACAGAGGGGUCAGAUGUUUUCUCCUUCUUUCCCCCCGGACGUGUGCGUGGAGCGGAGGCGCACCUGCCGGAGUGCCCGCUCCCCUUUUUUCCUCACUAAAGAUUUCGGGUGCUGCUGAGGCUGCUGCUGCUGCUGCUGCUGCUGCUGGACCGUAAAACAACAGACAGAGAAGAGAGGAGGGGUGAGCCAAAAAAGAGUGUGUGUCCGUGUGUGUGUGAGUGUGAAACAGAGACUGGAUGGAUCCCUCUCUUCCUCUGGCACUCCACAGGCGCUCAUUCAUUUAUUUAAGCCCAACCGACGACAGCAUGCCAAGCUCGGACUCCAGCGGCAGAGCUCGGCGCAGACUUCUCAACAGAGGACAGGAGUGAGUGAGACGUCCUCCGCCGCACCGGGCCGGUCGCGCUCUCACCUGCGCAAGAGCAUCCGCGCGGGACUGUGGCGUCCUCCGACACACCAGGACCCGUCGCAGAGGAAACCCCGCCGUAGAAGCCUAUAUGGGCCCGGAGCCUCGUGAGGCCCCUGGGAUGGCGUGCAGCGCGUGUUACUACCUGGUUAUCAGCUCCACGCACCUGAGCAAUGGGCACUUCCGGCGCGUCAAGGGAGUCUUCAGAGGACCGCUGUGUCCAGCCGCAACCAGUGAUUCACCGGAGCGUGCAGAGAGGGCUUUGGGCUGCUCAGUGGAGGAUCUGAAGGCUCUUUUCUACUGUGAGCUGUGUCACAAGCAGUACCUCAGACACCAGGAGUUUGACAACCACAUCAACUCUUACGACCAUGCGCAUAAACAGCGGCUGAAGGAACUCAAGCACAGGGAGUUUGCUCGCAAUGUGGCCUCAAAAUCAUGGAAGGACCAGCGCAAACAGGACAAGGCCCUCAGACGCCUGCACAAGCUUGCACAUCUGCAACAGGAUACCCAGCGUGUCCCAGGAAGGACUUACGGACUGAGAAGUACAGUCAGGGCUGUGAGCCAACAGCAAAACAGACAUAUGGACCAAAGAGACCACAGCCCUGAAGAAAGGCCUGAAUCCUUCAACCACACCCAGAGACCCCCUCCUAAGCAACCCAGGACAGCUCCUCUCAGCCAUCCACUAGAGCAUCUAUACCAGUCUCCUUCUCAAACACCUCUGGCCACUUCCGUAGCAGCGUCCCCACUAACAGCGAAUACACACCCGGCAUCCAACACAGUAAAGCCCCAGUCUUGCUUGGAUUUGUAUCCCCAGCUUCCCCUCCCUGGGCAGGUAAGAGCAGGAGGCAGGCUCGGGGUGUCCUUCUGCUUCUCCCGCAGGGGGCCCAGGCUUGAGCCCUCCGCCUCCGUCUUCUCGGACUUGGAAGAGGAGGAGAGGGAGAAGAGGGAGCAGAUGAAAGAGAGGAUAAAGGGGAUAAUGGAAGAUAUUGACAGGGAAAUCGGGGAAGUAGAGGAAAGGAAACUCAGUGAGAGUGAGAAGCUUAAGUCCAGCUCUGACGGCGUCAGGCCGAGAGACACUGUGCCAAUCCCCAGAGAGGCUGCCAAAGAAGAGGAGGAGAUUGAAAAAAGAGAAAUAGUGAAAGAACACUGUCCCAUUUCCACAGCAGCACCUGAUAAACUGGGCCACAAUUCUCUAUUCUUGCCAUCACAGACACAGGUGACCGUGUGGGGCACAGAACUAGCGGGGGCGCACAUGGACACCGAACACACAGAUAGCGAGACGGAGAGAAAACAAGAAACAGAGAGGGGGAGGGAUGAAGGUCAGUAUAUGUGUGUGCUGGGGAAAGAUGGCUCCACCUGUCUGAGAUGGCCUGUCAGCUUGCUUAAGUUCACCGAGUCUCAACCACACAUCUGCUAUGGCCCCAACCCGCUCUGCUCGAACCCCCCGCAACCAGAAAAACUCACAGAGGGCCUGCAGGAGCCGCAAAAAACUCAGUUGUUUGCGCUCUCCGAUGAAUCCAAUCCACGCGUGCCAGCUAUUCUUACACAAGACGCUUAUCCCUGUUCACAAAGACAGACGAGGCACGAGCUGAGAGCAUACAGACAGGGAGAAGCCAAGGAGAAUUUCAAGGCAGCGCAACAUAUCGAUGUGGAGACAGAAGAACACCUGUUCCUAAAGAACAGAAACCUUUCAUCAUCAGAAACAGGAGCAGAAGGAGGGAGAUGCACACUAAGUAUGGAGAAUUGCAUGAGGGCAGCCUCCCAUCCAUUUGACCCCGCUUUUAGUGACAGGUCUGACACAAACUCUAAGAAUCCUCUAGGAGGCAGAUUAGAGGGUGCCAGAGGGAUCAGGGAGAGAGCCAUCACAGCCCUGAGCUGUAAAUCAGAGUCUGUCAUCCAGCCUGGCACUCAGGGGAUGUGCAUCAGCCCAUCCAGGUGUGAGUGUGGGAGCGAGACAAUGUGCAAGUGUGCCAGCGCUCCGCCGCCAUACGUGGGUGUCUCAGAAGUGACACACAAAAACGGGAAAGCCAGCACAAAGAAACACAAGUUGGGAAAGAGGAAGAAGAAGGGCGAGAAGGAGAAAGCCUCAAACAAGCGCCAAUCAGCGAGGUGCAAAGUGAGGAGUGUCGUCUCCACAGUCUCCACUGGCAGAGAGCGGAGUGGAGAGGCUGGAGGGAGCUGGGGGAAGAAAAGGAGGCAUGGGGAGACGGGGGAGGCGAGGAGGAGGAGGGUGCAGAGAGCAGGGAGCAGCUGUCUCCUGGGGAGAUGUGAGGCUGAGCCAGUAUCUGUCUCUGUCAGGAAGAGGAGGCCUCACAGGAGCCACAGCACUGAAUCCCAGUCACAGGCAGACAGAGAGCAGGCAGAACACUGCAGUGCCUCCUCCAAGCUCAGCAGACACGCAGCAGACACCAAGGGGGAGGGAAAGCGAGACGAAGACGCCACGACUUUUCCCUGGCGGUCUCACUUCUCCUUACACUCCUUCUCACCGGGAUGUGACUCAAAGCUGUUUUGGGAAAGGGGUCACCAUAGCAACCCCAGGAGUUUCAUUGACUGCUGUUACCCUGACAACAGCUGUGGUUGCAGCCCGGCGAGAAAGAGAAAACCCCUCCACAGGGACAGGAAAUUCAUUCAUCAUAAGAGGAAGAGUUUGAGGCGGCGUGAAGCCUGGGAGGAGAUGGAGAGCGGCAGGAAAAUGGGAGGGCGUUCAGGUUACAGAGACAGGGGCCUGAUUUCGGAUACGGAACAGUGGGAGUGGAUGAGAGGGAGCUGUCCUGGAGGCAGCGAGGAGGGCAGGACAAGGCCUGGAUGGAGGUCGAGAAACAGAGCGGCAGAGUGGGAUCGGUUGGCAAGGUUUAGCCCCAGUCCUUGCAGUUGGGGCAGGAGAAGCCGACACCUCAGCACGGAAGAUGUAGACUGGGACAGAUGGACAUGGGGCAGCAGCGACAGCUGGGAAGACAGGGGGACACACAGAUCCACAUCGGGCUCUAGGACAGGGCCAGACAGCAGAGACAGCCCCGGCCGUACAUGGAAAUGUGCAGGGAUCAGAUACUCAAGCUCGAGACACUUCUCCAGUCCUGAGUGGUGGAUGAGUAGGCCGAUAUAUAGCCCCCAGAGCAUGAUCAACACACGGGCCAGCAGAUGCCACAGCCCGCGCUCCUGCAGCCCCUGCAGCAGCACCAGCAUGUCCGAGCUGAGCUGGGAGUGGAGCAGGAGCAGCACCUGCUCAGGGGUGGAUGUGACAGUCAGCUCCUGCAGGACAUCCACAGGAACUCAAGGACUCUCAUCCGAGGGUCCACAGGAGGUGAAGAAGCAGAGCAGCCCCAUGUCCAUUCCAUCCAGCCUUACCUCGAGCUCCUCUUCUCAUUCUCCUCCCCACAGAUCCUCUUUGACUCCUGCAGUUGCAGGCCACCAUUGUGACACAAGUCCCUUUCAGUUAAAGGAGCAAAAUUCACAGUCUGACCUUGCACAUGGGCCCUCUGCCAGUGUCACAUCAAACAGGUCAGGCACAACUCCAGGACUGUCCCCCAGUAAGUCUGUCCCACAGAAACCAGGCAGGAUGUUGCUUCUCCCUCUGAUAGGGAAAUUACCUGCGAUCCAGAGAAAAGCGAGGAGGAAAAUAAGGCUGCUGGAGAAGAGUCAGGAGAAAGAGGCAGAGGACGAAGAGGAAGCUAAGGGCAGUGGAGGGGAUCCCAGAGCUGUCGUCAGCAGUCAAAAAUGUCCUCUGGACGUGGCUGACUCAAACCGCAGCAGCACGCCAAAUCGCUGCCCAUCACAGAUUAGGACUGAUGACAAACAGACAGGUGGAGAGACAGCUCCGCCAAUCAGCUUUACCGCUGAGGAGAUGGACAAAUAUCGCCUCCUGCAAGAGCAGGCAAGAGAGCACAUGCAGAAAGUCCUGGAACAGACACUGGAGAGUGCAGAUAGAGACAAACUACACACAGAGACAAACUACACACACACAGCACAGACAGACAACUGUGGGACUUCAGAGGAACAGUACACACCUGCACCCCUGCACAACCCCACACAGCCUCAAACCCAAAACAUUCACACAGACACAAUGCACACGCAAGCACAGCAUACCCUGCAGGUCAACCUCCCACUCCCACAUGUGACCCCACAAGAGAACUUUCCUCAGCCUAUGGCUCUGGGAGUCCCCAGCCUCCCCCCUCUUCCACCAUCACCCCCUCUCUCCAGCCUCCAUCAUAUCAUUUUACAACACACGGCCCUCUCCAUGCCCCCCUCGUCCUCAUCCUCCUCCACCUCAUCGCCCUCACCUGCCAUCCACCCACACCCGGCUCAGCUCCCUCACCCCCUGACCCAUCUGCACCCAUCCCUCCCCCAUCACCUUCACCUCUCUCCCUUCUCCAUAUCCUCCUUGUUCCCCUCCAUCCUGCUGUCUCAUCACCCCAUCCCUCUCAUCCCCCAGUCCCCAGCUUUUCAUGCGGCACAGCUCGCUCCGCUCUCCCCGGUAGCUCUGCAACCGUUGACCCCACAGCCUUUCAUGGACAGAGCAUGGCCAGUCAGGUUUCAACAGAAGGCGUUGUGAUUUUCACAGAGUGGCUGCCAUGUUUAUUAAUCCGUCUUGGCAACACAGACUAGUUAGAGGGAGAUGGAGAGCACGAGGGAAUUUUUGGUUUGGAUAAAAGCCUGUUAUUUGAAAUGGGGAUGUGUCAGUACUCUUUCUCACAUAUGCCCUCACACACACCCACCCACACACACACACACACACACACACACACACAUGCCUGCAUGCAUACACACAAACAACCCGACUAUUGACUGUUUUCAAAUGAGAAUUUGUUUCUCCAUCUAGCUUCUGCUGUGUUGUAGCAGACAGUGAGAAAACAGACUUUGAUCCUUUGCUUUUUCCAUCAUUCCUCAUUCAGGCCCAGAAUAAAGGGAAAGGUGCACCUGCUAUUCAAAGACAAGCUGGGCUUGUGUCAUCCUCUCCCCUUCCCUCUGAACCUCAGACAGACCAGCUGCCUUUUGAAGUAUCCCUUAUGCCCGGGACAGAGGGGCAAGAGAGGGUGAUAAUACUCCCCCCCUUAUCUCCAUUUCAUACAGGUUAUCUGAGUUAGAGUGUGACUUUCAACAAACAUAAAUAGUGUUCCAGGGACCGGGGGGCAUAGCGCAGCCAUUUUAACCUUGGUGUGUGCACUGUAUUUGUGUGUGUAAGAUAGAGAUUAUUCUGGAUUGACACAUACACAUAUACACAGUAAGAAGAACAACUCAUUUCCAUAUCUGACACAUUUUGCCUCUAUAGUGUAAAUAUUCUGUGAUAAUAUUAAAAUCAUGGGAAACAACGAAAUAAAAGGUGGAUUUAACCUUGACCAGUGGUUCACUGCUUCAGAUUAUUUUUCUUUCCACACAGCAUUUAGAAUUAAAUCAGUUGUCUUCAUGCCAAUAAAUGAAUCAGAUCUUCUACAGUAAAACUUAUGUGUAAAUAAAUGGGCUGUCAUGCUCUUUCUUA